CAGUAAACAAACAGAAGAAAAGUAGCUAUCCUGCUACACACGUGUGUGUCAAAAUGGGGAAAAGGAAGCAGAAAAAACAGGAUUUGAGCAGUUUAACGAAAAAACAAAAGAAACAUUUAAAAGAGUUUGGAGAGCAACAUCCAUUUCAUGAUAAUGUCACUGAGAGGCCUGAGAAAACGCAAGUUAUGCGCUUGCCCGACAGUCCGGUGUACUCCGGGGCCGACAGCGACGAAGACGAUGAGGAUGAAAAGCCGUCUGCGUAUGAACGGCUGCUAUCAACUUUGAACCACGCCGAGCAGGACAGCGAAGAUGAGGAGAGCGAUGGUGACGAUGACGACGUGGAAGAAGAAGAUCUGGUCAGCUCGAACGAAGAGGUAGAUGUUGCAGCACAAAGCGAAGAUGAGGAUGAAGACGGAAAAGUGAAUGGAGCCCCUGCUAAUUCUGCAGAUGAAGAACCCUUGGAAGGAAGAAGGAAGGGAGUUGACGAGGACUUCACAGACCAGGUGCAGGAAGCAGAGUUCUGCCUGGAGACAAACCUUCCAGAGGGGGAGCAGGAGGGGCUGGAGAAGGCGGAGCAGUGCUUUGAGGAAGAUACAUUUGUGAAGCACCAGGAAACGGAGCUAAGUGAAGCAGAGGUCAAGAUGAUCUCAGAGGGCUCUAAAAUCAAGACUCAAGUGAAGUGGCCCAGGCUGGGCACACUUCAGUGCGUGAGCACCCUGGAGCGGUUUCCCUCAAUGGGCCAGGCUCCCCCUAUGCCCCUCCCUCCCUUCCACAAGGCACUGGAGCCAAACUGGCGGUCUCUGAACCGCUCCUCCCAGCCCGGCGUAGACGGGCCGGACCUCACAGACCUGCAGAGGGAGCUGCUCAGACUCAUGGGGUCCUACAGGGACGUGUAUUUCCCAGAAUGCUCUCCCCUGACGGAGGGGCCAGAGGUCCGUCGGGUGUACUGCCUCCACGCCCUCAACCACAUACUGAAGGCCAACUCCAGGGUCCUCGCCCACAAUGUCCGGCUGAAGGAGGCGAAACGGGCGGAGGAGGAGGAGGAGGAGGAGAUCAGGGACCAGGGUCUUACCCGGCCCAAGGUCCUGAUCCUGGUGCCGUUCCGAGACAGCGCACUGCGGGUUGUGCAGACCUUCAUUGCGCUGCUGGAGCCUGAGGGGAAGAAGAUUGACGUGAGCCACAAGAAGAGGUUCCGGGAUGAGUAUGGCGAGGAGCCCACUGACAGACCGCCCAACCUGCGCCGGCCAGACGACUACCUCGCCGUGUUCUCGGGCAACGUGGACGACCACUUCAGGAUAGGCAUGUCCAUCCUGAAGCGCAGCCUGCGCCUCUACUCGCCCUUCUACUCGUCCGACGUCAUCAUCGCAUCGCCACUGGGCUUGCGCACCCUGCUGGGCGCGGAGGGCGAGCCCCGGCGCGACUUCGACUUCCUGUCCUCCAUUGAGCUGCUUGUCGUCGACCAGGCAGACGUGUUCCUCAUGCAGAACUGGGAGCAUGUGCUGCACGUGCUGAAGCAUAUGAACCUGCAGCCGCUGGACUCGCACGGCGUGGACUUCUCGCGCGUGCGCCUGUGGAACCUGAACAACUGGGCGCACCACUACAGACAGACACUGAUGUUCAGCGCGGUCCAGGAACCACAGAUUAACAACAUCCUCUCCAACCACUGCCACAACUACAGGGGGCAGGUCACUACUAAGAACCUUCCCAAAGUAGGAUCCAUCUGCCAGGUAACCGUGCAGCUGCCACACGUGUUCCACAUGUUUCAGGCCGACAGUUUCAAGGACCAGGACGCCAGGUUCCAGUUCUUCGUGAACAAGGUCCUUCCCCAGUUCAGGGACUCGGUCAUGUCCCACACACUGGUCUACGUGCCAUCCUACUUCGAUUUCGUGCGCUUGCGCAACCACCUGCGGAAGGAGGAUGUGAGCUUCGCCUGCAUCAGCGAGUACUCGCCGCGCUCGGAGGUCUCGCGAGCUCGCCAUUUCUUCCAGAAAGGAGACAAGCAGCUCCUGAUCUUCUCUGAGAGGUUCCACUUCUACAAGAGGUACACAAUAAAAGGCGUCCACAACCUCAUCUUCUACGCCCUGCCCACCUACGCCCACUUCUACAGCGAGGUGUGCAACAUGCUACAGACGGGCACCCGAGAGGGCGUGGCGGCCACCUCCCUCACCUGCACCGCGCUGUACUCCCGCUACGACGCGCACAGGCUGGCGUGCGUGGCGGGCGCCGAGCGCGCCGCCCACAUGCUCCGCUCCGAGAAGGCCGUUCACCUGUUCGUCACCGGAGAGGAAAAGUCCGCGUGAAAGGGCGGAGGGGGAGGCGCGGUCUCGAGGAGGAGCGGCAGCCACACAGCAGCGUUUCGCGCCUCCUGCCGUCUGGACAUGUUGGUUCAGCCCGUUGAAGCUUGGAGGAUGAGGGUGACCGAAUAUAGCCAACACUCGUUUUGCUGCUGUGUUCCUUAAAAAAAGUGCGUUGUGAGUGCAUCGUGGGAUUGAAUCCCAGCUGCAAAAGGAGGACAGCGGAAAGGGCGGCCUAAGCACAGCUAGAACCAUGCGGAUAUGCAGAUAUCCACGUUGUGGUAAUGAGUCCAGAAAGAAAACAGGUGUAUUGCUGUGCAGUCAGAGGAAUGUCAGCCAGUGUUGUACCGCAUUAUUAGUGCUUUGAACCUGAUGAAGCAACGUAAAAACAAGUGCUUUUUUAAAAUCUGGUUUUCGAAUGAAAAAUAUCUAGAACAGAA
Electrophorus electricus (electric eel) is the source of this 2734-nucleotide messenger RNA. It is a transcript of the gene utp25, whose product is annotated as UTP25 small subunit processor component. The record is from RefSeq and is a predicted model, not a curated record. Gene Ontology annotation, biological process: maturation of SSU-rRNA from tricistronic rRNA transcript (SSU-rRNA, 5.8S rRNA, LSU-rRNA). NCBI's taxonomy places the organism in Eukaryota, Metazoa, Chordata, Actinopteri, Gymnotiformes, Gymnotidae. Gene Ontology annotation, cellular component: nucleolus; small-subunit processome. Gene Ontology annotation, molecular function: U3 snoRNA binding; rRNA binding.